This is a messenger RNA of Eupeodes corollae, 2990 nucleotides long. It is a transcript of the gene wfs1, whose product is annotated as wolframin. Lineage: Eukaryota; Metazoa; Arthropoda; Insecta; Diptera; Syrphidae. Bases 95 to 2683 code for a protein of 862 amino acids. The record is from RefSeq and is a predicted model, not a curated record. Gene Ontology annotation, biological process: endoplasmic reticulum unfolded protein response; calcium ion homeostasis. The transcript has 4 exons. Gene Ontology annotation, cellular component: endoplasmic reticulum membrane.
UCUAGUACAGAAAAAGAAAAUAGAAAAUUUGUUUUGGAAUUUUUAGGGUGUCGUGUUAUGAAGUGCUUCUGUUUUUCUUUUACAAAUUCCAUUAAUGGCUAAUUGGACGAAAAAACCUCCAGCGGGUUCGUCCAAUCGCAGAAAAUGGAAUCUUGAAGACCGAACCUCGCUGAAUAAUCUCAAAUACCACUUUGCAGCAGAUGGUUGUUCCGACGUCCAAUACGACCUGGCCAGGCAGUUAUUAGAUACUAACAUUGAGCACAAUGAAUCUUCAUCACAUGUCCAAGGCGUUCAUUGGCUGCUGUGUGCUGCCCAACAAGGUCACGAAGACGCCCUGCGCUUGCUACAGGAGUGUUUCGACAGUCGCCGAGGCAUAAGCGAUGCGAACAUCGAUGACGUAAGAAGCUGUCUGGGCAUGACUACUGGCGAACGAGCUGCCCGCAAAGCAGCCCGAGAUCUAUUCGCGUGUCUGUCGAAUGGUGGCGAACACAUCACACCCAAGCAACUCGAACGCAAAAUGCGAGAAAUAUACAAACUCCAAAAACGACGAAAACGCCACAACGAUUCCACCUCUGAGGAAGAAGACGAGACGGAACAGCUGGAGGACGUGAACCACGCCAAUGGCGACAUCUACCCCUGCCAAGGUGCAGACCUGAACGUAUCCCAGCCUGAGAGGGUGAUAACAGAGGCAAACCUUGUCACCGCUGCUGUGAACUAUGCGAAUGGCCGUUUGCCCGCAGUCAACGACGAGCUAACGCUGUCGAUUCCUCAUCCAAACUCUCUGGACCACGUUCCGUGCUUCCAUCGUAUUAUUUUCCAUCCGAUUGUGUUCUGCAGAUUACUCUAUCAUCGCCUGAUUAAUUUGAUUGCAUCGUUUCCUGGAACUCUGUCACCCAGCAUGAAGCUGGCCUUAAUAUUCCUCGUUUACAUCGCGGUGUCCAGCGAUAAUCUCACAGUUUACCUCCCCAUCUGCUUCUACUACCUGUGCAUGGGAGUGAUGGUCUGGUCAACUUGCAAGAUGCUCAAGUCCAAGCAUGACUUCAUAGAUUUCCGGAUCUGGUCGGGACUGUUCUUAAGCUAUGGGGACAACAAUGUCGAAGCAGGUAUUUCCGAGAACCGUUUCUUGAAGAACAAUAUGAAGCCCUAUUUGUAUUUCUUCUGUGCUUUCGUGGGAAACCUGAUCGUGUGUCCUUUGAUCAGUUCUGAAUGGCUGCCUCAUUCCGAGAUUACCAUUCUGUCUUUUAUAAUGGUGUUCAUCUCAAUGGUGGCAUUUAUGUACACGUCCACGCAGCGCAGCUUUCCCGACGUCCUUGUGCUCUUCUCAUUCGGAAUUAAUGUUCUGGCCAAGUAUCCCUACGAAAUGGAUGAGGUGGUUAGCACGGGUUGGAGAUUUCUUGACUUGAAAGUUCCAACUUUCAGCUCAUUUGUGAUUGGCAACGGGAUUGAGUUCUGUUUGAACUGUCGGACGGUGUUGUACUUGAUGAUUCCUCUGUUUCUCGUCCACCUGGCCAAACGGGCAAACUGGCAUGGAACGUACACAUAUCUCAUUCCACAUUGCGUCACUCUAAGUUGGCUCCAGCUGUGCAUCACCAGCUCACAGAGUGCCACCAUGUUUGGAGUGGUGCGAGCAGCACUGGGUUUGGCUGGAAUCCUCUUGUUUCUGCCGCUCUUCGGCAUCGUGUCGCUGAUGGUGCCAGUGUUCCUGGCUGUUGAAUACGUUGGCUUGACAGAUCCGCGAAUGAGGUUGGUGACAACAAUUGUGGCCGCAGCUUUUGCUCUCCUGGGAUCCUGCUGCAUGGCUGUCAAUCAGAACACACAAAAGUACAUCACAUUCCUUCAGGUUGCCGUGAGCAUUGUUGCUGCCGCUAUCCUCACUCUUCCCUAUAUGACCUCCAGCUUCAAGGCUGUUCACACUGAGACAUCACUCUACUCGAAUCUGAUUAACGACAAACCGAUCAUCACGUCCGAAGAGGAUACCAGGCGUCACAUAUCUUGGGAGAAAUUCUACCAUCUGUGUGGCCAACCUUCGUGGGAACAGAAUAACAAAAUAAAAACUCAACUGCGUUGUUCGUAUCUUACUGGAGCCACCAUCUCAUGGGAGGGCACAAUCACAGAAGUUCAAAUCGCCAGAGUUCAUAAUUUAAGAGCAGAGCUCAUCAGAGACUACCUUCCGUCGUGGCUGGCUAACAUUGUCGAGUGCGUUUAUGGGGAAUCGAACCGGCUGGAGUGUUCGAAAGCAGACGCCUUGUGUGAGGAACUGCGCAAGACAACGAAGCUUCAACAUCGGUGCAAUUUGAAUCGUUGGAACGUCUAUGAAUAUGAGAUGUUGCUGCGAAUGAACUCGGGUCUUCUCAGCAAGCCCAUUGAUGUCCGUGUGCAUGCAGAUGAUCGCUUCCGGAACUUCACCACACUCUUGCGUAGCGGCGAUCGAGUUCAUAUCUAUGGCAAACUUAUGAACACCCGGAAGCAAGCGAAUGAACCGAGGGAAGAUUUCGUUCUUGGCUCAGGAAAACCCUCUGUUCAGCUGACAGGUAUCGAGUGUACAGUGUGCACUGAGAAGGAUAUGCCGGCCUUGAAUUUCAACCAAAUGACUUCAGCUGUGGACGCAAGGAUGCGUGAUCUUACUCGAGGGAUCAAAUAUUUGCUCAAUGUUCUCCUCAAUCCAUUGAUUACCAUCAAAUAAAUUGGUAACACUCCAAAGGGAUUCCCAUGACAAAUGGCGAGGGCUUAAUUUAUAAUUAUUAUUACAAAUAGUAAUUACAUUAUAUUAUGGUAGGUAAUAAUAUUAUUAUGUACACGCUUCACGGAAAGAUUCCAAGAUAACGUUUUUUGAGUUUUACAUAAUGUACACAUGCAGUGUUUUGGAGUUUUGUAGACUUACAUGUUUUUUUGUUGUGUUCAGGACAAAACUGGAUUACUUAGUACCUAAUCUGCUUCUAUUAAAUUAAAUGUCUUAUUUUAGUGAAAAUAAAAAACAAAAUAUUUGUGGA